AUGUCUGCUCUUUUGACAACUCUUGGGCUCCGCGCCGCCCCUGGCCAGACAGCCGGGAACCACGCAUCAGCAUUGCUAGUGGUGAAUUGGUUCUUCGCGUACAUUUUGACGAGCCCUCGCGGCGCAAAGAUUCGUCUAGGUCUCGAUCACAAUGUCAACCCGCGUGAGGACUUGACUACGUACGGCGAGGCGGCUGUACAGUCGGGAAAGAUUACUCGUCAAACCCUUGAUAAGCUAAAGCGCCAGACGUCGGCGCAUGCCAAUGUGCAGGAGGGAUUUACUUUGUUUGUUGCGGCGAUCCUCAUCUCCUUGUACGCCGGUCUCCCAAAUGAGACUAUCAAUACCAUCGGUAUUUGGUAUUCUAUUUCCCGUGUUGCAUACCACCUGUUCUACUGCAACAUCGAAACUCGCUCUUUGAGCUUUUUGCGCUCAGCGGCUUGGUGGUCCGGAAACAUCAGCUGCCUUUACGCGCUGGUACAGGCCAGCAAGAAGUUGUAG
This is a messenger RNA of Penicillium expansum, 498 nucleotides long. RefSeq names its product MAPEG family protein. Gene Ontology annotation, cellular component: membrane. The record is from RefSeq and is a predicted model, not a curated record. The transcript is spliced from 3 exons. Bases 1 to 498 code for a protein of 165 amino acids. NCBI's taxonomy places the organism in Eukaryota, Fungi, Ascomycota, Eurotiomycetes, Eurotiales, Aspergillaceae.